UCCUAGCGGUCCCCGCGCCACUGCCGCUAUGUCCCGUCGCUGCGCGCUGCUCGCCUGGGCUCUCCUCAGCCUCCUUCGGCUCGGGGAGGCUCAGAAGACAAAAGCCCCGGCCUGCUGCAGCCCCAUAGUGCCACGGAGGGAGUGGGGGGCCCUGGCGUCAAAGUGCACCACGCCCCUGAGCCAGCCCGUGCGCUACGUGGUGGUGUCGCACACAGCGGGCAGCAGCUGCAACACCCCAGCCUCGUGUCAGCAGCAGGCCCAGAAUGUGCAGCACUACCACAUGAAGAGAGAGAAUUGGUGCGACGUGGGCUACAACUUCUUGAUUGGAGAAGAUGGGCUCGUGUAUGAGGGCCGUGGCUGGGGCUUCAAGGGAGACCACUCGAGUCACCUCUGGAACACCAUGUCCAUCGGCAUCACCUUCAUGGGCAACUACAUGGAUCGGGUGCCCCCAGCCCGGGCCCUCCGGGCAGCCCAGGGUCUGCUGGCCUGCGGCGUGGCUCAGAGAGCCCUGAGCUCCAAAUAUGAGGUCAAAGGGCACCGGGAUGUGCAGCCUACGCUCUCUCCAGGAGACCAGCUCUACAGUAUCAUCCAGAACUGGCCACACUACCGUGCCUCCUGAAGCCCUGCUGGGUGGUACCCCAUUCCUCUCCUCCCACGGCCCAAACCCCACUGCCGCCUCCUCCAAUAAAGGUGCAGCU
This is a messenger RNA of Saimiri boliviensis boliviensis (Bolivian squirrel monkey), 698 nucleotides long. RefSeq names its product peptidoglycan recognition protein 1 (gene PGLYRP1). NCBI's taxonomy places the organism in Eukaryota, Metazoa, Chordata, Mammalia, Primates, Cebidae. The record is from RefSeq and is a predicted model, not a curated record. Gene Ontology annotation, biological process: innate immune response; peptidoglycan catabolic process; detection of bacterium. Gene Ontology annotation, molecular function: N-acetylmuramoyl-L-alanine amidase activity; peptidoglycan binding; peptidoglycan immune receptor activity.